ACCGCGUUCGGGCAGAGGGAGUAAAAGCGUUCGUCUCGCGGCUCGUACGGGCCCGGCCAUCCCAUUCACAGUGCUGGUGGUGUCAUAUUGGAUAGUACGACGGGAAAACCAUCAAACCGUAUCGCACCCAAUUUGCUGCGAGAUUGUGUGGGUGUGUGUGUGUGUGUGUUUCGUUCUCUCAUAACGAUCACGUGUGACGCACCGGGGGCUCGGUGUGUAUGUGAACAUGUUUGCAUCGCAAAAUCGUGCUCCGUAAUGCUCCUUGUUGAUAAGCAGCAGCGCGUCGCCGUGUCUGUCGUGUGGUGUGUAUAAGAAGAAAACAACAACCAACCAAAAAAAAAUGGUUAUGUUGCAAUAAAAUGUGACAGCUCACACUUUCGCUGAUGCCAUCAGAAACAAAACGUAGCAACCGUACCGCAAUGUCAACAGUCAGUGGCAACGACGCGUGUCACCGGCCGCCCCAGUGGCCAGACAAAUCGACGACGCGCAGGGCAGCCCACCGCGGUGGCACUACAGCUGGUCAGGCUUAUCGUCCGUUUGCAGCCGCCGCCGCCGCCCCGGCCGUGUUUUGUCGUGUGAGGGGGCAGUUCGGGUGGCAAAACAAAGUGUCAAGAUCCGUUGUGUAAACAACAGGCGCUUCCGUGCAGGGGUAGGCGCGUUUGUUUUGAGCGUGGUGUCAGUUAAAUAGAGUGUUUGCGGGCGAGUGACGGAAAAAUCAGCGUGCCCGUGGUGAUGUGGUGAUUUCAGCACGGUGUAGUUCUGCUGGCCAGGAAAGUGUGUCGCUUGUUGCCCCAAAGUCAUAGCAAUAACCAACGCAAAGUGGUACCGUGGCAGAUACUUGCAAGCAGAUGCCAACGAGAGCGAAGUGAAAAGUGGCCAGAGCGGCGGUGAAAAUCUCGAAGCAAGUUUGUUGCGUGAAGUGCAGUGAGUGGCAUGCGGAACCAUUGAAAAGCUCGGGGAAAAGUGUUUGCGCGGGUGUGGAGUGCACUUUAAAAAUAUUUCAAACACUGGGUACCACUUUUUCUCGAGUGUGCCAUAGAGUGCAGAGAGAGAGUCAUCCUUUUGUCACGUGCGAAACCCGUGUGCCAUGCAGUUCGGGUCCCACCGAAACGUUCCACGACUGUGAAGCACUGUGGUGUAGCUUCUUUCGCUCGGCAGCCUCCACCACCACCUCAGGCCAUUCCCGGUGGGUCAGUAGUGCGGAUCAGUGCGAGGCUUGAAUUAGCAUAAUAAUUCAACUGCUUCGGUGGUGACUGCAUUGGUAAAGCGAAACGGCAAUUCAUUCCGAAAAAGAGGUGUUUUUUUGGCGUUUUUAUGAAAUAUAUCGGCCCCACAUUAUAUCGCUAUUGUUGGCUGGCUGAUCCGUUGGUGGAGUGUUUCGCACGGAAUCGACUCCCUCGGCGCCUUCCACCGCGAAUAGUGCAGUGUGUGUGUGUAUGGAUUGGGCAGUGGUUUUGGUAAGUGGUCCCCGGAGGAGAGCGAUUUCUUGCCACUGAAUGCCGUAACCCGGUCCAACUGCAACGCACGGCCAGCCGGGUUCCGUAACCAUGAGGUAUUCCAUCGCUGCGCAGUGGAACUUUAUCGUCUGUGGAUUAAUUUUGGCAGCAUCCUUCAUUACCGGUUCCGGUACGAGUCGAAUUUUCGAUAUUGAAAACAUUCCCGUGGUCAAGUACGUAGCGGUCGCUGGCAAAAACAUUACCCUUGACUGUCCGGGCGUUAACGAGCGUUCGCUGGUGGAGACGCUAGUUUGGCGCACGUCUCAUACCAUCGCCGAGUACGUCAACGGUUUGCCGUUGGUCAGCAAUCAGCGGCUCACACUGCUGGGUGAUAAUUUUAGCCUGAUUCUUAGCCCUGCCAUCGCGUCCGAUACGGCCGAGUACAGCUGCCUGCUGAACGACCGGCACAGCCCGGAAGCCAUCGUUGAUUUGCUGGUACAAGAUGUGCCUGACCCGCCCGGACGUCCGCUGGUCGUAAGCUUCACGUCACGUUCGGUCGAUUUAUCCUGGGCCCACUCGCAGGACCCCCGAAAUGCACCGGUUACAAAUUUCAUCAUCGAAACACGCAUCGGUGAAAAUGGUGACUGGGAGCAGGAACCACCGAUACACACGAAAAGCAGCCAGGCAGCCCAUCAGGUGACAGGGCUGCAACCGUUCACCGUCUACAGCUUCCGGGUGAUCGCCGUCAACAAGCUCGGCCACAGCCCACCGUCCAAGGAGUCGUACUACUUUGUAACGCUGCGCGAAGCACCGACGGGAAAACCGGUAACAACAAUCGCACACAACACGUCCGCCACCUCUGUAUAUAUCUCCUGGAAGGCACCGCCGCCGGAAUCGAUUCUCGGCGAGUUUCUCGGCUAUCGGAUAACGUACCGGCCCCGGGACUACCACACGGACGACGUCAAGGAGAUCUACAUCCGCGAUAGUACCGUCGAGAACCACGAAAUUCAUAACCUCGAAACGUACACGCAGUAUCUGGUCUCGAUACAAGUGUUCAACCCGGAAGGAUUAGGACCGCCGACGACCGUUCUGGUUAUGACAGAUGAAGGAGAACCAAGCCCACCCCAGAACCUGACCGUGCUGGAAGUCACAUCCACGACGAUCAAGCUGACCUGGCGCGAACCGGAAAAGGCUAACGGGGCCAUCCAUGGCUACCGGGUGUACUACAUCCAUCAAAACCAGACCGAUCUGCACAUGCCGAUACUGAAGCUGAACGAAAUGCAGAACUCGGUCUAUCACUACACGCUAUCGAAUUUAAAACCGUUCACCGAGUAUCGCAUUCUGGUGACGGCGUUUACGAAGAAGCACGACGGCAAACCGUCCGAGGUGACGCAGCGUACCGAUGUGAGCGGUCCCAGUGCACCGAAGGUGGUCAACCUGACGUGCCACUCGCACAAUGCACUGUACUACGGUUGGCGCAUUCCGCAGACCUUCUACAAUACGAUCGAUCUGUACAUAAUUAGCUAUCGGAACAUUGCGUACCACGAGUUUCGCGAGAUACGCAUCACGGUCAAUGCUUCCAUCAUGGAGACUUCGCUGAUCAUUCCGAACCUUACGAGCAACGCGGUGUACGAGGUAAAGGUGCGCGCAGCAUCGACGAGCGUUAUCAAUCCGAAGCAAAUGAUACUCGGUUCAUAUUCCGAGCCACGUAAGAUUUCACUUCAACCCAACUGCGAGAAAGCUCCACUAAAGUCGCAAAGACAGGCGUACGACGAUUACGACUUGGCGGUGCUGGCCGGCAUCGUAUUCAGUUGCUCCGUGGUGCUGCUCAUCGCGCUGGCGCUCAUUCUUUGGAAAAAGUGUUUCCACGCGGCCUAUUACUAUCUGGACGACCCGCAGCCUUGUCAGGGCGCACAGGCGGGACUGAUCGAUUGGGAAGCACCGAGCGAGAUCGGUGGUGAAGUGCGCGGACCAGUGGCGGUGGCCGACUUUGCGAAACACGUUGCCCAACUGCACGCGGACGGUGACAUCGGUUUCAGCAAGGAGUACGAAGCGAUCCAGGGCGAAGCGCUCAACGAUGAGUACCCGUCGGAGAACUCGCAGCAUCCGGAGAACAAGGGCAAAAAUCGGUAUCUGAAUGUGAUCGCCUAUGAUCAUAGCCGGGUGCAUCUGCGACAAGUGCCGGGGCAGAAGAAACAUCUUGACUACAUCAACGCUAACUUUAUCGAUGGGUACCAGAAACCGCGCGCAUUCAUCGGCACCCAGGGCCCACUGCCAGGCACGUUCGAUUGCUUCUGGCGGAUGGUGUGGGAGCAGCGCGUCACAGUCAUCGUGAUGAUCACGAACCUGGUCGAGCGGGGCCGUCGGAAAUGUGAUAUGUACUGGCCGAAGGAUGGUACCGAAACGUACGGUAUUAUACAGGUGCGCCUGGUCAAGGAGGACGUGAUGGCGACGUACACCGUGAGAACGCUGCACAUCAAGCAUCUGAAGAUGAAGAAGAAGAAACAGUCGCAAAUGGAGAAAACCGUCUACCAGUAUCACUACACGAACUGGCCCGACCACGGUACGCCCGACCAUCCGCUGCCGGUGAUUAACUUUGUGAAGAAAUCAACCACCGCCAACCUGCCGGACGGUGGCCCGAUAGUGGUGCACUGUUCGGCCGGGGUCGGCCGAACGGGAACGUUCAUCGUGCUGGAUGCAAUGCUGAAGCAGAUCGAGGCGAAGGGCUCGCUGAACGUGUUCGGCUUUCUGCGGUACAUUCGCGCCCAGCGCAACUAUCUGGUGCAGACGGAGGAGCAGUACAUUUUCAUCCAUGACGCGCUGGUGGAGGCGAUCACUAGCGGUGAGACAAACAUCAAGAUGGAUGCGAUCGGUGGGUUGGUGAACCAUCUGGAUUACAUCGAUGCACAGUAUAAGGUGAGUGUGGAUAGUACACCUGUUUUUUGUAACCAAAUCGAUUCAUUUUCUGGGUUUUGUUCCUUUCUCCUUCGCCAGCUUAUUGUGAGUUAUCAGCCCAAGGAGAUCAAUUUGACCUCCUCCCUGAAGCCGGUCAAUGCAAUCAAGAAUCGUAGCUCGCUGGUGCCGUUGGAGGGUAGCCGGGUGCAUCUCACGCCGAAACCGGGCGUGGAAGGAAGCGACUACAUCAACGCCACCUGGCUGCACGGUUUCCGCCGGCUACGCGAUUUUAUCGUCACCCAGCAUCCAGUGAUCGAGACGUUCAAAGACUUUUGGCAGAUGGUAUGGGAUCACAAUGCUCAAACAGUAGUACUGCUCUCGUCGGUGGACAAUAUGUCUUUCUUGCAAUUUUGGCCUAACGAGUCGGAACCGAUCGAAAGCGACUACUAUCGCAUCCGGAUGGUGUCGGAAACGUCGGAGGAUAAUCACAUCGUGCGAAACUUUGUCAUACAAUCGAUACAGGACGAUUACGAGCUGAGCGUCAAGAUGCUGGAAAAUCCUGGCUGGCCCGACAUGAACAACACGCGCUCGAUAUUCGACUUCGCCGUGCGUGUCCACGAACGCUGCAGCGAAUACAGGAAUGGGCCGAUUGUGGUAGUGGACAGAUACGGUGGGUUCCAGGCGUGCCAGUUUUGCGCCAUCAGCUCGCUAGCGAUGCAGCUAGAGUACGACCAGACCGCCAACAUUUACACCUACGCCAAACUGUACCACAAUAAGCGACCGGGCAUCUGGACGUCGUACGAUGACAUUCGGCAAAUUUAUCGGAUACUGUCGUACAUGCCGAAAGAUCUCGGGCUGCUCAAGUGCACCGAGCUGCGUACCGAGUUCGACGAUGCGGCCAUGAUGACGGCGACACCCGACCUGUACAGCAAAAUCUGCAGCAAUGGCAGCAUUAACAAUCAGCUCACCGGUGGCACCCCGGACGGGGUGGGCAAUGGCACAACGACGACAACCACUACAACGACCACCUCGAUUAAUGCGCCGCCGGGCAUGACGAUUCCGGGCGUGGUAGCGGGCACACCGAACUCCGUCUGCCCACCCAUGAUAGGGAUCGGUGGAACGACGCCGCCGCCACCCGCAACACUGCAGAACGGUGGUACCGUGAUCGUGAAGAUGAACGGUGACGACAACGACGAGCUGUCGGUCGUGGUAGCCACCGGCAAUCACCAUCUAAACCUGGACCACAAUCAGACGUAAAUCGUAAAUCUCCCAACUAGUUUGCCCUGGCUGCAGAAGCUUCCUGCGGGUGAAUGCGGGCGAAAGUAUUUAUUUGCAUUUAAUAUGUCCUUAUUUUUGCAAGGAUUUUUUGAGGUUAUUGCUGAAGAGAGGAGCGAGGCGCAGAAGAGACCCCAAUGGCUGGAACGCUCCUAUCGCUUCCCUCUCUUUGGUGGCCGAUUUGUCAUAUUUUACCGGACAGCAUUCACUUUUAUACCGUUUAUAAAUACGUCGUGACCAAUUUAUACAGAUAUAAUUUAAGAUCAGUAUUUAGUAUAUGUAAUGUAACGAAUGCGCAUGCCGGGCCCGAUUGCUGCUUUUGUGCGACGGCGCCACCAACAGCACCCGCUGUUGUGAGAUAUUACCAUUUAGUACUCGUUAAUCCUUAAAGGACCUUUACCGAACUAAUCCUGAUAUGCAACUGCGAAACACACACACAUACACCUACACAAAUAUGCACUAAAUCUAGUCGUCAAAAGUUCGGUAUAAAAAUGCGCGCCACAAUUGAGCGCUUUGGUCGUAAAAAGAUAGUUGAUUUAACUGUGUGUGGCUACCAGUCCACCCUGUAGCAUCCUACAGACACUGCAAACUAUUGCCAGCAAGCAAAUAGUUCUUGUUCUAAGAAAACGAUACUGCUCAGCCAAUGGUAGUUGUGCAUUUUUAUUAUUUCCCUUUUCCGCUUAUAUUGAGGAAGAUUUCUAUCGAGAGAGAAAAAGAAAAAGAUAAUCAUAUUGAUUAUGAUUCCACAGUUUCUACUACUUCAUUUCGUGUAGUGGGUUUCGAACGAAUCUCGUGGAGCUAGCGCUCCCCUCUUCGUUCGAUCGCGCUCAUUUCCAACUCAUUGGUGCACGGACGUUAAGUUCAGCUGCUUAAGUGCCGUUGUUUACGACAAGUUUAGUACCAUAAUACCUACAAUAGUUACGAUUUGUAUAUAGUCAUUAUAAUUGCCCCAUAAUUACCGCUAAGCAAGCAUUCGAAUCGCCCGGGCCAUGUCGUACAGAGUGGACAGCUGUACUGGAAACACUCCCCACAAAGGACGAACAAUCCUUAAAAUGCGCAAAUAUCCGAUCCUAUUCCAAUUGGUUGUGUCUCAUACGUAACACCACUGGAUGCGCGCACCAGUGUCGGAUCCGUUUGAUUUGAAAUUCAAAUAUUUUAUGUCGAACUAAGUCAGCCCAAACGGUCGUUAGGCCGCACAAUUCAACACUCUUUCUACAUCAGCAUGCCCCAAGGUACAGGCCAUAGCUCGCUCAUUUGGCCAAUUGACCAUACACAGUGAUGUGAGCAACAAACAGUAAAAAAAAAAACAAAACGUUAUUAGAUAAAAGUAACGUUAAGAUAAAAACAAAUCAUACGAAUGAGAGAAAGAUAGAGAGAGGGAGAGAGACAGAGAGAGAAAACGAUGAGAUAUAAAGACUGGUUUUCUAAGCUUCUUGCCCCGUCUGUCAACCUUUAGACCAAGCAAAAGUGUGGACACAAACACGCAGCACAAAUCGUACACCGGCGAUACGGCGACGCUGAGUGAAUAAUAGAACAAACCGAUAUCGAAACAACUUCUUCAGUAUCGAACAAAAAGUGCAAAGUAUAGUUAAUGGAAGCGCGCGUGCGUUGAAAAACGAUGCAAAACCACACAGAAACCCCGGUUGGAUAUAGUUAAGAAACAGAAAAAUGCACACAAAGACUUUAGAGAAAAGCAGGAUUUGAUUAAAACAUUUCUCAUUCCCGUCACCCACAAAUCAACGCCCUGAUAGGCCGCCGUGAUGAUGCGUGAAAGAUGCGUGCUGUGUGCCAAAAUACAUUCAAUCUUUGCACAAUUCACGAAGCUAAGUCCCACACAAGGUGCACACACAAGGGAGUCCACAAGACGGCGCAACGGCCGCCCCCACCAGCUGUCCAUUAUAAAAGGAGCUGCUACAUUUCCGGGCAAUUACACAUUAAACAAAUGAUAAACAGCGUCAGCACACAGUCAAAGGUCCAGGAUAAGGCAGGAAUAACGUCGCGCGAAUUGGGUACGGUUAUUAUAAAAUGUGAUUAAAACUAGAUUGUAGAAGACCGUAGAGAGCAGGCCCCCGCACACACCACCUGUGUGUUGACAACAGAACUCAAAUCCCUGUCUAUUUUCUCUAAUAGAAUCAUACCUGUUCCCUCCCCAAGUGUGAAUGCGCUACGUGCGGCUGAGAGUUUCCCAAUUCCUAUUAGUGUACACAAGGGAGUUUAGCGCAUAGUUUAGCGAAAACCAACGAAAGCUACAUUAGUUAACGAGUAUCACACAAUUACAAACACACACACAUACAUACAAUCGGCUAGCAUUCAUAUUUGGAGUGUAGCGAAGAUUUGCCGCCUUAACGAAGGCGUGCAAAGGUUGAGGGAGAAGAAAAUUUCGCUGCAAACGUGUGCAAAGGGAUUGAUACUCAAGCAGCCGUUUUUUACAGUUCCUUAUCCUUAGAAGAAACGAAUCAAAUCGCUCAACUCUCCUUCCCCCAGCAUCAGCUGUUGUGUCGUCGUGCUCUGAAGAAGGGGGAAAAGCAUUCCACAUGGUGUACCCCAUUCCCGAUUAUACAGUGGAACACACAGUAUUAGGAAAACUUUUACCACAUACCAUACCAUCAUCAUCGUUCCCCACGUUCUUCCACGAUUAGUCAGUAUUCCGUAGCACACAAUACAACAACAGCACGCAACGUCCCAGAAGAACAUAAAAUCGAACCGAUUAAUUAGGAGCGUACGCGACUACAAACCAAGUAGCAAAAACAACAUCGCAUAAAAGCCAACACGUUCACAAGUAAACCUAGUAGAAAUUUCAACCGUGUAUAUCUCUUUUAGCUAAAGAAUUGCGAAUGCGAACCACUCGUUGCAGAACAAACAAACAAAAAAUUAGGAAAAUUUUGCAUACCCGCACAAAACAAACAACGUCGAUAGGAAGGAAGGAAGGAACGUGUAAAUCACACCCCCCGCGUUGUGCUGAACGCAGUAGUAAGUAAAGUAAAAACUAAAAUCAAACAUUAAGAGAGGGCACUAGCUCGAUGGUGCCACGUAUUACAACUACUACUACAAACUACUACUACAAACUACUACAAGAACAAAACUGAAAAAGAAACCAAAUUUAAAUUAGGCUUGAAAUAAAUUAUGAAAAAUUAAAACAAACUACUUUCCCCUGUGAAGAAGACAGGAGCAAGGGAAGCACACGUGCCCGCAAGCAUGGAAUUAUUGUUUGUUGUGCAGGUGUCCAUGAAUAAUGAAAGGGGAAAAGGAACGAAUGCUUUGAACAAAAACGUUGAGUAAAACAAACAAACAAGAAUGAUAGAAGAAUGAAAAAGUCCGUUAAAGUAAGCGCCAACGAGCGAUCAGUAACGAUCUCCUACCAGACAAGAACAAUCGUAUUGCGGCCCGUGCCCCCCGCAGUGCUCUACAGGUGUGUGUGAUGUAUUUGUUGCCCCGGCAUGAUGUGAACAUACAUAGUUUUUAAGGAUCCACUCCACUAAGGAAACUUCACACCGUAGCAGCGGGUCAGCAGCGUCCCGGAAUGUUGUAAACGCAUCUAAAAACGAACGGAUCAUUUGAUCGUGUUGAUAAGUAGCAAAACAAAACAAACAAACAACUGUAUGCGCACAGGCAGAACCGGCAGAUGAUCAAUGAUUAAUAGGAACGAAGUGGAUAAUAGAAAGUUAUUCGAUUAGACUAGCGAUUUAGAUGGACUGUUGUGGCCGACGCCAUACCUGAAAUGCACAAAAACAAACAAACUGAAAAUUAGCCGCCAGAGGUACGCACCGGAAAGCACGCGUGCACGCACGCACGCACGGAGCGCAGAUAUGCGCGCGAAAACGACGUGCGCGUGCGCCAUCCUUCGGGUGUUGUGAUGGGUGGAAAGAAAGCAUGGGAGCCUUCUCCCGCUGGGGCCGCAGUUAGAAAUCGAAGUAAAUACAUGUAAUAUUUUAUGUGAAAAUUAAAACCACAACUGAUAAUACAAAAACCGUACAGAGCGUGA
Molecule: messenger RNA, 9588 nt
Organism: Anopheles coluzzii
Lineage: Eukaryota; Metazoa; Arthropoda; Insecta; Diptera; Culicidae
Gene: Ptp99A
Product: tyrosine-protein phosphatase 99A
Exons: 15
Coding region: 1548-5588 (1346 amino acids)
Biological process (GO): protein dephosphorylation
Molecular function (GO): protein tyrosine phosphatase activity; protein binding
Source: RefSeq, a predicted model, not a curated record